GAUGGUUGAAAGCAAAUGAAGAUAGAAAGACUGGCACUUCUUGUUCUUUCUUCAGCUCCUCUGUUGUUCUUCAGCUAUGGGAUGAAGGCAGUGACAUAUUCAGUUCCAUUUUCUUAGAAGAAGACGCUAACCCUAGAAUGUCGUCCUCUCUGCAACUGUUUUCCCUUACACGACCUUCUCAGCCUCCGGCAAAGAGUGCCGGUAACAGACUACGCCAUUUUCAAAUUCUCCGCUCUUCCGCCAAGUCCAGUCUCCAAGAAGGUGACGAAGAGAGUCGAGAUACUGACAAAGGGAGAAUUGAUGGCGAAGCACGUCUGAUUCUGGUAGAAAGAUAUGGCAAUGGUACUGCCAAAAGAUAUAUGAUUGAUGGUGAUUUGCGGUUCCAUACUUUUCUCGAGGAACAUGGUUCAGUGAGUAAUAGGUUCCAGGGCUCACAUAUCCCUGACACAAAAUUGUCCUGGGUACCAGAUAACAUUAAAGAUUUUAUUUUGCCUGCAGGCUUCCCAGGAUCAGUCUCAGAUGAUUACUUAGAGUACAUGUUGUUACAGUUCCCCACAAACGUCACUGCCUGGAUCUGUCACACUUUAGUCACAUCAAGUCUUCUAAAGGCUGUUGGCAUUGGGUCUUUCUCUGGGACUAGUGCCGCUGCUUCUGCUGCUGCUAUCAGAUGGGUGUCAAAAGAUGGAAUUGGAGCUCUUGGGCGCUUAUUCAUUGGUGGACGAUUUGGGAAUCUCUUUGAUGAUGAUCCUAAACAGUGGCGCAUGUAUGCUGACUUCAUAGGCAGUGCUGGAAGCAUCUUUGAUCUAACUACCCAACUUUAUCCUGCUUAUUUCCUGCCACUGGCAUCCCUGGGGAAUCUUGCAAAGGCUGUAGCGAGAGGACUAAAAGAUCCUUCAUUCCGGGUGAUUCAAAACCAUUUUGCACUCUCAGGAAAUCUGGGAGAGGUAGCAGCUAAGGAGGAAGUUUGGGAAGUAACUGCUCAGUUGCUUGGUCUUGCUCUGGGCAUAUUGAUCCUGGAUACCCCUGGCCUUGUAAAAUCAUAUCCAGUAUUGGCAUCAACAUGGACAGGCAUGCGACUUCUCCACCUUUGGUUACGAUACAAGUCACUUUUAGUUCUACAAUUGAACACGAUUAAUCUUAAGCGUGCUCGCAUACUUGUAAAAUCACACAUUUUACACUCCACUGUUCCUGGACUCAAUGAUUGCAAUAGGGAAGAAGAUAUUUUAUCAUGGCAGAGAUUCAUGAAGCCACGAAUUAUCUUUGGUUUGCCCUUAGAGGAGAUGUUUGGUGGUGGGAGAUCUCUUUCCAUGCUAAAGACUCUCUUGAGAAUAUAUGCAAAAGAGAAAUAUGUACUUACAGUGAACCAACAGCAAAGAGAUUUUGAGGUCUUUGUUUCGUUCAAGGUGGGUGCUACAAACAUUUCUGUACUGCGAAGUGUGUGGCAGACCUAUUGGCUAUCCGAGAACUUGGACAUCUUCAAUAAUAAUCUCUUUGAUCAGCUUACAGAAAGUUUAUCACGGAUGGAAGAUAGGUUUGAAGAUUUCAUUCAAAAGUUGGAGGGAGCUGGAUGGGAUACUAAUCAAAUCAACUUGAAGGUACCAAUGGAGAUCUCUAUUGAUGAAUGUUCAUUUUAACGCUCAAACACUGGCUACUCUGUGCUCUGGAAUGAUGCACAAUCAGCAAAAUUGAACACUGAUGUACACUUUCCGAGCCAAAGUAUCCCAAAUUCCCAAUCAACAACAAA
Molecule: messenger RNA, 1744 nt
Organism: Rubroshorea leprosula
Lineage: Eukaryota; Viridiplantae; Streptophyta; Magnoliopsida; Malvales; Dipterocarpaceae
Source: the annotation of a GenBank genome assembly